This is a messenger RNA of Pogona vitticeps (central bearded dragon), 2789 nucleotides long. RefSeq names its product catenin beta 1 (gene CTNNB1). NCBI's taxonomy places the organism in Eukaryota, Metazoa, Chordata, Lepidosauria, Squamata, Agamidae. Gene Ontology annotation, molecular function: cadherin binding. The record is from RefSeq and is a predicted model, not a curated record. Gene Ontology annotation, biological process: cell adhesion.
GCCCGUGCUGCGGCUGUAGGCGAGGCAUAGAAACAGCAGCGAAGGCGGCAGCCGGAGUCACGAGCCGUUGGGGGGGGGCACAAGACCCUGCGCUCUCUCGCCUCCCCGCCCUGCUAGUGGUCUGAAGUGCAGCAGACCACAGUUCUGGGAGCAGGUCAAAGAACAUGGCAACCCAAGCGGACUUGAUGGAGUUGGAUAUGGCAAUGGAGCCAGACAGAAAAACAGCUGUCAGCCACUGGCAGCAACAGUCAUAUUUGGAUUCUGGUAUCCACUCUGGUGCCACAACAACAGCUCCCUCUUUGAGUGGCAAGGGUAAUCCUGAAGAGGAAGAUGUCGAUACCACCCAAGUUCUGUAUGAAUGGGAACAAGGAUUCUCUCAGUCUUUCACCCAGGAGCAGGUUGCUGAUAUUGAUGGACAAUAUGCCAUGACUCGAGCACAGAGAGUUCGUGCUGCCAUGUUUCCAGAAACAUUGGAUGAAGGCAUGCAAAUUCCAUCAACACAGUUUGAUGCUGCUCAUCCAACAAAUGUACAACGGCUUGCUGAACCUUCCCAGAUGUUAAAACAUGCUGUGGUUAACUUGAUAAACUACCAAGAUGAUGCAGAACUUGCAACUCGUGCCAUCCCAGAACUGACUAAGCUGUUGAACGAUGAGGAUCAGGUGGUGGUGAACAAGGCUGCAGUUAUGGUCCAUCAGUUGUCCAAAAAAGAAGCCUCUCGCCAUGCUAUCAUGCGUUCUCCUCAAAUGGUAUCUGCCAUUGUACGUACUAUGCAGAAUACAAAUGAUGUGGAAACAGCCCGUUGUACAGCGGGUACACUGCACAAUCUGUCUCACCAUCGUGAAGGCUUGCUGGCAAUCUUCAAGUCAGGAGGCAUUCCUGCUCUUGUCAAAAUGCUUGGUUCUCCAGUGGAUUCUGUACUCUUCUAUGCCAUUACUACUCUGCACAAUCUUCUGUUGCACCAGGAAGGUGCCAAAAUGGCUGUUCGUCUAGCUGGGGGUCUACAGAAAAUGGUUGCCUUGCUCAACAAGACAAAUGUUAAAUUUUUGGCCAUUACAACAGAUUGCCUUCAGAUUCUUGCUUAUGGCAAUCAAGAAAGCAAGCUUAUCAUUUUGGCAAGUGGUGGACCCCAGGCUCUGGUGAACAUAAUGAGGACCUAUACCUAUGAAAAACUACUGUGGACCACAAGUAGAGUGCUGAAGGUGCUAUCAGUCUGCUCUAGUAACAAGCCAGCAAUUGUGGAGGCUGGUGGAAUGCAGGCCUUGGGACUACACCUUACAGAUCCCAGUCAGCGUCUUGUUCAGAAUUGUCUCUGGACUCUUAGAAAUCUUUCAGAUGCUGCAACGAAGCAGGAAGGUAUGGAGGGUCUUCUUGGAACACUUGUGCAGCUCUUAGGAUCAGAUGAUAUCAAUGUUGUAACCUGUGCUGCUGGUAUCCUUUCUAACCUUACUUGUAAUAACUAUAAGAAUAAAAUGAUGGUGUGCCAAGUUGGUGGAAUUGAGGCUCUUGUGCGCACAGUUCUCCGGGCUGGUGAUAGGGAAGACAUCACUGAGCCAGCAAUCUGUGCACUCCGUCACCUCACUAGUCGGCAUCAAGAAGCUGAGAUGGCCCAAAAUGCAGUGAGACUUCAUUAUGGACUUCCAGUGGUUGUUAAACUCUUGCAUCCACCAUCUCACUGGCCUCUUAUCAAGGCUACUGUUGGUCUGAUCCGCAAUCUUGCUCUCUGUCCAGCAAAUCAUGCUCCAUUGCGUGAGCAAGGUGCUAUUCCAAGGCUAGUGCAGCUGCUGGUUAGAGCACAUCAGGAUACCCAACGUCGUACUUCAAUGGGUGGCACACAGCAGCAGUUUGUGGAAGGUGUGCGUAUGGAGGAAAUAGUUGAAGGCUGCACUGGGGCUCUUCAUAUCUUGGCUAGGGAUGUCCACAAUCGAAUUGUAAUUAGGGGUCUAAACACCAUUCCGCUGUUCGUACAGCUGCUAUAUUCCCCUAUUGAGAACAUCCAAAGAGUGGCUGCAGGUGUGUUGUGUGAACUGGCUCAGGACAAAGAAGCAGCUGAAGCAAUUGAAGCAGAGGGAGCUACAGCACCAUUGACCGAACUUCUUCAUUCUAGGAAUGAGGGUGUGGCCACAUAUGCUGCUGCAGUGUUGUUCAGGAUGUCUGAAGAUAAACCACAAGAUUAUAAGAAAAGGCUUUCAGUGGAGUUGACCAGCUCUCUCUUCAGAACUGAACCAAUGGCUUGGAAUGAGACAGCUGAGCUGGGACUUGAUAUUGGUGCCCAGGGAGAACCUCUUGGUUAUCGCCCAGAUGAUCCUAGCUACCGUUCUUUCCACUCUGGAGGAUACGGUCAGGAUGCCUUGGGUAUGGACCCAAUGAUGGAACAUGAAAUGGGUGGCCACCACCCUGGUGCUGACUACCCAGUUGAUGGGCUGCCAGAUCUAGGACAUGCCCAGGACCUUAUGGAUGGGCUGCCUCCAGGUGACAGUAAUCAGUUGGCCUGGUUCGAUACUGACCUGUAAAUCAUCCUUUAGCUGUAUUGUCUGAAUGAUCUUGCAUUGUGAUUGGCCUGUAGAGUUGCUGAGAGGGCUCGAGGGGUGGGCUAGUAUCUCAGAAAGUGCCUGACACACUAACCAAGCUGAGUUUCCUAUGGGAACAACUGAAGUAAACUUUUUGUUCUGGUCCUUUUGGUCGAGAAGUAACAAAUGGAUUUGGGGAGUGACUCACGAAACGAAGAAUGCACAAGAAUGAAUCACAAGAUGGAAAUUAUCAAACCCCAGCCUUGCUUGUUUAAUUUUUUU